CUGCCAUGAACAAGGCCAGCAGAGCCACCUGAAUCCGUCAAACAAUUAUUAUAUGCAAUUGAAACACCCCCCCCUUAAUCAUUUAUAUCCCUGAUCUCUACAUGUGAUGUGGCCUCCUUGCGUUCAAGAUCCUUACGUAGCUAUGGCGUUCCUGCUCAAUGCCUUUAUCCGAAGGUCUCACUCCAGCACCCAUAUAAGACCCUUAGUCUAAUUCAAUUCUUGUUCCUUCUCUCACCGUCAUCACCAUGUCUCUUCUAUCGCCUGACUGCUGGUCAUCGGGCACUGUCCUCCAUGACAGUAACGCCCUAUUCGACGAUUGGUGGUCUUUAUCACAAGAGCUCAAUAUUCCUACCCCUUGGAAUACAUUCGACAAAGGUAAAAUUCCUACCUAUAUCAUGCCCCCAUUUCACUUUCCCCCGUCUCCUUCUGAAACAUGUUCCUCGUUCUCAACCGAUCUAUCACCCUCUCCGGAGCCAGUUACUAUCCGUGUAGUCUGUGACAUUCCUCUCGUAGCACCUCGCCCACUUCCAUAUCACUCCCCCACUUUCCUACAAUUCGAUCUUCCCGAUCCCGACGAAGAUUUGUCACACCCACCCUACACACACAGACCCCCCAAACGAAAACGUGACGACAAAGACGACGGCGACGACGACCAUGACUCGAAACAUCAUCUGCGAUUAAAACGCCGCCAUGCUGGCGUACAACGCUGGGCAGCCGGUGUCCACCGCCAAGCUUACACCGGCAGUUUAGCCACACAGGGCCGUUCUCACGUAUAUACGGCCACCCGGCGUGAUCGCUUACGAUGAUGAUUGCCCAUCUUUAGGGGCAUGCUUCUCCGGUUCAUAUUAACACCUCCUUCCCGUGCGGAUUUUGCGUUUGUCCAUAUUCGUAUUAUGCCGC
Messenger RNA from Suillus clintonianus, 900 nucleotides. RefSeq lists its product as uncharacterized. The coding region runs from base 246 to 806 and encodes 186 amino acids. Lineage: Eukaryota; Fungi; Basidiomycota; Agaricomycetes; Boletales; Suillaceae. The record is from RefSeq and is a predicted model, not a curated record. The transcript has 3 exons.